This is a messenger RNA of Chiloscyllium plagiosum (whitespotted bambooshark), 6247 nucleotides long. Lineage: Eukaryota; Metazoa; Chordata; Chondrichthyes; Orectolobiformes; Hemiscylliidae. The record is from RefSeq and is a predicted model, not a curated record.
AUGAAAACCGUCAAUGUUUUAUGGGGAAGUAGCGAAAGCCUGGAAUCCGGAAUAAACCUUUAUGAGGAACUGACGAUCUUACCGUUCGCCGAAGAGACAGACUUCUGCCAGGUGGUUGAUGACGAGGAAUCCAGAAAACGUAUAAAGAAACCGCUAGUCUUUGCAGAUAUCCUUGAUGAAGAUGAAGUCGAGAGAAAAGUUUUGCUGUCAAAACCAACAUGUUUCUUAAUUGUGGGAAAACCAUCUGUUGGGAAAAAAACCUUAGGUAAAAGCUUAGCACAGGCAUGGAACUCGGUAUUAGUUGAACCUCACCAACUUAUACAAGAAAACAUGGAUGCAAACACAGAAAUUGGGAAACAGUUUCAGGAAUGCCUAUUUAGGGGUGAGAGCAUUUAUGAGGAACUGAUAAUAAACUUGAUGUUGGACAAACUCCGCUCUCCAGAGGUUGCUCAUAGAGGUUAUGUUUUAUGUGAAUUUCCUUGCCUUUCCGAGAACUACUUGAAGAUUCCAGAACAAAUACAACUCAUAAAAAGUAUAGAUCUAAAGCCUGACUUUAUCAUUAAUAUCAAGUGUCCCGAUUAUGACUUGUGUGAACGAGUGUCUGGACAACGUCAAGAUCCUGUCACGGGAAACGUAUACCAGCAAGAACAGUGGAACCCAGACAAAGGAGAUGUAGAUAAAGCCAAAGCAAAACCUGAGGAAGAAGAGACUGAAGAAGAGGAGGAAUCAGUUGAGGAGCUUGAAGAAGCUGAGGUUUCAGAUGUUGACCCAGGCCUUGUUGCACGUUUAGUGAGAAGACCUGAAGAUCUUCAGACAACUAUUGAAAAACACGUUGCCCUAUAUAAAGACAAAAUGUUGAGGCUUUUAGAGGAUUAUAUGGCUGAUCAUGAUCGACAAAAUAUGAUAGAAUUGGAUGGAAAUAACAAGCCACAUGAAUUGUUUGCGUCAGUGAUGUACAAGUUGGAAUUCCUGGGUCUACAACCUGCAGCUCUAGUACAACCUCUAUAUGAAGAAGAGGAAGAAGAAAUUUCAGAAGAAAUUGAUGAUGUGAGCAAUCUAUUCAGGAGGAAUAAACUUCUGCUAAUUCUCCCUCUGGAGGCUAUACAGCAGUUUCCGGACAUUGCUGUUCUUGCUGACCAAGUGGUAACUGUUGUCUCCUUCUACAUUGACUUUGCGGUGCCUCAAGAGUGCAAAGGCUCCAGCAUUAGUGUUGUCCAUUUUUGCAGCUAUCUGGACAAAAUGUAUUUCCUUUCAUCCGAGGAAACUUUGAAGAAGUUUAUCACAAAUCCUCGACCAUACCUUCUCCCUCCACAGCCUCGUCCACCUUGUAAAGUUGCAAUAUUGGGUCCAAAAUCUGCAGGAAAGACCACUCUCUGCAAAUUGCUUGCACAGAAAUAUGAUGCAAAGGUUCUAGACAUGUUUGAGCUUUUGGAGCCACUACGACAGAAAUUGAAGUUUGACCAUAUUGAACGAAUUCGGGCAGAAGCACUGCAAUCAGCACUCGCUACUGUUAGAGAGAAUCUGGCAAAAACAAUGUUAGAAGAAGCUCAAGCUGAAUUUGAACGGCAAGCAGCUCAGGCAGUUAAAUUAGAGAGCGUAACCAUAGCUGAAGAAGAUGAGGAGAGUGGUGAUGAAUCAAAAGAUACUGAUGCAGUAAAAUAUAAAGUACAGUCCUCUGAUGAUGUACCGAAAGUACCUUUUGACAUUGAAGCUGUAAAACAACAAUUGAAAAUUCCAGAGGUGACUGAGGACCACCCAGAUAUAAAAGAAAUUGUGAAUAAGGCUGUUCAGAAUGCAAUGCAAGAUGAUUUCCAACUGCCAAUGAAUGACUACAUGGAUACAUUGUUAAAAUCUAUUUCAGAGAUUUUGGAAGAACAGAAAGUGAAGAAUCCUGAUCAUCUUGUGGCUGGGGGUUGGGUACUGGACAAUUUCCCAGAAACAUUGGAUCAAUGUAGAGUAAUGGUAGAGCUAGGUUUUGCUCCUGAUAAUAUAUUCAUGCUACAUAAUGCUGUAGAUGAUGGAAAAUUCUUGCUGAAUAGAUUGUAUAAUUUAAAUAAAGAUCUGAUUGAAAUCAAGAUGAUCCAUAGACUGAAAGAGGCAGAAGAGAAAAAUAAACGUGACAGAGAAGCAAUGUUAGCAGCUGGAGCAGAGAAUCCACAAACAGAGGUAAAAGGAGAAAAUGAAGCUGAUGAGGAAAUGAAGGAGCUGGCUCAAUCUAAAUCAGACGUUGAGAUUUAUGAAGCACAAACCUCUGCAGAAACAGAUCAAACUGCAUCUGAUCAACAAACUACAAUUAAGCCAGAGCCUACAAUAGAGUUGGAACACUCGCCUGUAUCUGAAACUCAAAUAGAACCAGAACCUGAAAUCACAUUACCUGUGGUUCCUGAGGGAGGUUAUCCAGAAAGUCCAGAAAUGGAUCAUUAUCGCAAGAUUGUCUCUGAUUACAUAAAUAGCUUCAGUGCAAUUGAAGCAGUGCUUAGCACAACUCUAUAUAAAAUGUUGGAGAUUGCGGAGAAAACUCCAGAUGCUCUUUUGAAAGAAGCUGUUGAAAUUAUGGAAAAACCCUUUAAGUACUAUGGCUGGGAAUUAUCUGGUGCAGACCUUGAUGAAGAAGAAGAAGAUGCUGAAGUAUUCACAGAAGAAGCAGAAGAGGAAGCUGAAGAAGAAGAGGAGGAGAAUGAGGAAGAGGAAGAAGAAAAUGAAGAUUUGGCCCAACGAAAAAACAGACAGAUGGGUGAAAGUAAACAUUACUGUCCUGUGGCCUUAAAAGAAAAAACAGUCCUUUAUCCAGGUGAUCAAGAUUGUAGUGCUAAAUAUCGAGAAAAAUACUAUUAUUUUUCUCAUCCAACUGCUAGAGACGAGUUUUUAAAGAAUCCAGAAGAAUAUGUAAAUGCAAAUGAACCUCUAAAGCCACCUCCACUGAGAUUAUUCGUGUUUGGGGCCAAAGGAUCGGGUAAAACAAUCAAUAGCAGAUGGUUGGCAAACAAAUUCAACAUCUUUCACAUUCAGUUCGUUGAAUGUCUUCAGGAGCUACUUUUCCCUAAAACUAAGAAAAAGAUUGGGCCUGAAUAUGAUGAUGAACCAACAGAAGAAGAACUAGUUGAAAUAGCAACAAUUGCAGCACUUGAAAAGGGUGAACCAGCUGAAAAUAUUGAGAUUGAAAAUGAAAAACCAGAGGAAGAAGAAGUGGAGUAUACUGCAGAAGAAGAAGCAAUGAAAGCAUACCUACUUGAAGAUGAACAAUUGCCAUCAGAAAUCCUUGAUAACCUUAUUCCAAAGUGGUGGAAUGAAGAACCAUUCAAAUCUACAGGGUUUGUUCUAGAUGGGUUUCCCACUACAUCAGAGGAAGUUCAAUACCUGAUAAAAAAUAGUUUGUUCCCAGAUGCAAGCAUUUUCAUUAAGGUUGAAGAGAGUAAUGUGAUAGAUUGGAUCCUUCCUUCAAAACUUGAAAAAUGGAGAGAAAAACGCAGACAAAAGCUCAAACGCAAGAAUAAAAUAAAAGAAUUAAAGAAAAAAAUAAAGGAUGAAAAAAUUGAAAAAAGAAGGCAGGAACUUUUGGCAGAGCGAGCUGAAAAAAAGAAAGAAAAUGAGGCGUAUACAUUUGAACAAGCCUCAAAUGAAAGUGAAGCUACUGACGAAGAAGAUGAGGAAAACAUUGAGGAAAUAUUAGCAGAUGAGUUUAGCGUGGGGGAGGAAGAGGAAGAUGAAGAGGAUGAAGAAGAGGAGGAUGCUAUUGAACGAAUGAAAACUGAAAUUGGAGAAAAAUAUGAGGCAGAUCAUGACAGAAUAGAGAUACUUCGGGACCAACUCAGAGAGAGUUUAAUACCAUGCAUUGUAAUAGAUGGAAAACGCAAACCUCACAUUGUCCGCUACAAGCUGAAUCAGAAAGUGGAACCACUUGUGAUAAAUCGUGAUAGCCUGUUUGAAAAAUGUUUCCCAGUGAACAUAAGACUGGUUCGCAAGAUAUUGGCAAAUUCUUAUAAACUUUUGAGUAGUUUUGGCCUCUGGGAUGUUGUUGAGUUAAGCAAAGGAACUUCAAUUCAACCUAUCCUUGAUAUGUACCAAAAUGUCUUCCCUGUUAUCCACCGCAAGUACGUGUAUUACUUUGUUACCAAGGAGAACAGAAACAAAUUCAUGGCAAAUCCUUUCAAGUAUAUUUCCCAGACUAAACCUAGGCCUGUUAUACCAAUCAAGAUUGCCAUUUUAGGACCACCAAAAUCUGGGAAAAGUACAGUGGCUAGGAGAUUUGUCAGUGAGUUUGGAGUUCUACGCAUUUCAGCAGGAGAAGCUGUUCGCACCAUUCUGGCCACUCAGAAGAAAACUGAGCUGGCUAUUCACAUCUUGAAACAUCUGCAAAAAGGAUUGGUAGUACCAGAUGAAUUUGUUAUAAAAUGUAUUGAACUCAAACUAAUGGAUGUCAUAUGCAACACAAGAGGAUUUGUCCUAGAUGGCUAUCCAGUGACCAAACAGCAAAUAAAUCUCAUGAACAAUUGUAAAAUAAUACCUGUUAAAAUUAUAGAACUGCAAGCAGAUAUAAAAGAGAUUUUGAAAAGAGGUCUCAUUGACAGCAAGUCACCAGACAGGACCUAUCCACUCCAUGACAGUUCUCAAAUUCUGACUGUUCGAAACUCAUCAUAUACUCAUGAGAUUAGUGCUAUCUGGAAAUAUUAUCAAGUGGAGCAUCAAAACUGGCACAUCAUUUAUGCACUGCAUAGCAAAUGGUGGGUGUGGGAAAAAGUGCUAGAAAUUGUUAAAAGCAGCGUGAAACAGAUUGAACUAUAUCUAGAAAGAAUACAAGAAGGUAAAGCUGCCUGUAUUAUUGGUCUGUGUAUCACUCCCAAGGAACUAAAGUCUCGAUUUGGAGCGUUUCAGCAAUAUUGCCCUGUUAGCCUUCAGUUGCAUGGAGAACUCGUAGACUGUUCUAUUGAUCCGUCAUUAGAAUUUGCAGCAGAAUUCCGAGGAUAUUACUAUAAAAUGGCAUCAAAGGAGGCUCUAGAUAUGUUCUUGGACAGUCCAGAGGCAUUUGUACCUCCAAUAGCUUCUAAAUCUCUUCCAACAUCUGAAAUGCUACCCAAAAGGCUUACUGCAGCUGGAGUAAAAGCCAGAUUUCCUAAACAGGCAGAAUUUAUGGGCUAUUGUCCAGUCACAUUUGUGGAUGGAAAACUGAGAUAUGAAGCAUUGAUCCCUGGAGUCAUUGAUAAUGCUGCUGAGUACAGAAACAGAAUAUACCUUUUUCAGGAUGAGGAACAGCUUGAAAAGUUUAUGCGACUUCCUGACAAAUACUGGGAUCUAAUACUCCCAAAUAAACUUCCACCAGUAAAGGAUCCAGUUCUUCCCACUUCACUUCCAAUGCUUGGAUACAUGGAACAAGGUGCAGCAUUAUCAAUAAUCAAAGCAUUGACGGCUGUAGGUUGCCUGAAGCCAAAAUAUCCCUUCUUGAGUGUGAAGAAAUCUGCACUACUCUACGUUUUUUAUCAUCUGAAAGCGUACAAUCCAAACAGCUUUGACUAUGUGAAAAAGAAAUACAGAAAGAAGUUGGAGCAGUAUGAAGAACAUUGUGAACUUAUCCGUUACCUCGGAUCAAAGAUGACCAGAAAGUACAAGGAGCCCAAAGAUAGACCUAUUGACUUUGAUCACAAGUUACAAAAGUUCCUAUCACUCAAAAACUUGGAUCCUACAGUAACUGGAGUUCCUUAAGAAGAUUUGCCUUCACUAAACCUGUCACUAUUUUUGAAAUUGAAUUAUCUAUCAGCCAGCAAACAUUUUUCUUCGAGUCACACAUUCUUUAAUACCUGUCAGUUCUUCAAGAAAUGGUAAAUGCCACACUGUUAAUUAAAGAUGUUUUUGUAUCACAUUUUAGAAAAGUCCGCAAUGUUGCUUUUCUUUAUAUUUAUUGUCUCCAUGGCAUUAGCUUUGACCCUACAGAAGUGGACAAUCACCUUGCUCCUGUGUAUCUUACAAAUUUUAUUACCUCAUUAGUAGCUAGAAGGCAUGUAAGAGCAGCCUAGUGAUGCUUGCUUUGUUUCUUCCCCUAAUUGCUCUGAUUAAGUACUUACUCCCUGUCUAUGUUAACCCAGCUUUGAUUUUAUUUUGCAGAGAAUCACAGCCAUGAAACUUUCCUGUUCUAAAGGAGUGAUUAAUUUGUUUCAUAAUGCACCUGCCUAGUAGACGGGCUUUGUGUUGCAUUCUUACCUCUAAAGAUUUUCAAACUUUUUUUGCUUUAUUCUGCUCAUAAGCUACAUUUAAA